UGGGUUUUGAGCACGUGGACAGGCAUGUCACCGAGGUCAUGACAUGCUGGAUCGGAGGUGUUGUGGCGACGCAAUUCAAAGAGCUCAUUCACGAAAGCCGGAGGUCAAUCUGCUGGCGCCGUCUGCCGUGGCGCGUGCGGUGUGGACACAUGCAGUGCUUCACCGGGCAGCGGGACUUCGGAGAAACAGAACAAACUGCGGAGUAUGAGGAUUGCUUUGUGGAACACCUUGCGGCGAUGAUCGUUUUGUGGCUCAGAUUCAGCGACGGGUUUCUGGAGUGCCCACAUAACUGGAUUUAAAGUUGAUAUACUAUAAAAAGUCAGUAAUGUGUAUAGAAUGUUUCAGAUUUCGUUUUCAAUGGCAAAUUGUUGGACCUGUGGACAACAUUAUAGACUCAGACUUCGAACCUGGGCAUUCGCCCUGAUGGCUUGAGGGGUCGUCAGCCGUGGGGUCGUCAGAUGUUAGGUGGACGUCCAACUCAGCUUCGCAUGAUUUGAUGUAUCAAUGGACCUGGGAUCUGGCUGGCAAGCCCUGGCUGACAGUGGCCAGUGUCAGAGUUGGGCGAGGCAGAAGCAUAAUAUAGAGCGUCAUCAACUUGACUUGAAGCAAAUUAAUCGACAAGCCGAUGUGGAUGUUGGUCUUGGUGUUUUUUUGGCCACAUGAACGUGGUGAACGUGUUCUUUUGCGCGCUUUCUGCGAAAACCGUUUGCCCCACUUUGCCAUGGGGGACAAAAACAACACGGUGCAUUUGUGCCUCUCGGCCUUUGCGGCUUGGGCAAAAACCCGGUGUUCAACUACGAUUCCGUCGAUGAGACUCUCAGCUGUUUGGCAGUUCCACGUGGACCGUUCGUUGUUUUUUGGGGCUGCUGUUGGCAGCCCGCACGUGCCACAUGGCAGUGGAUCAACUAGCAUUGCGUGCAUGUGCAGGAAUCCUUGGGAACAGCGGGGCGUAGCAGGGCAGAUCAACUAGAGCCGCAUGGGCCUAAUUACAGAGUAUUGCUUGCAUGUGCAACAGCUGUUGCUCAAGGAUUUGGAUGGCACUGGCAAAGUUUUUUGGCUCAAGGGGACUGUGGCGCACAGUUGGAUGGUUC
Messenger RNA from Durusdinium trenchii, 1091 nucleotides. NCBI's taxonomy places the organism in Eukaryota, Dinophyceae, Suessiales, Symbiodiniaceae. The record is from the annotation of a GenBank genome assembly.